This is a messenger RNA of Phyllopteryx taeniolatus (common seadragon), 1871 nucleotides long. RefSeq lists its product as uncharacterized. The coding region runs from base 111 to 1793 and encodes 560 amino acids. Gene Ontology annotation, molecular function: signaling receptor activity. The transcript has 8 exons. NCBI's taxonomy places the organism in Eukaryota, Metazoa, Chordata, Actinopteri, Syngnathiformes, Syngnathidae. The record is from RefSeq and is a predicted model, not a curated record.
ACUGAUAAUAUUUAUUGGCCGCUUUGGAGUUUACAACCCAGGCGACAGUGUAGUUAUGCUUCGCGACUUGCAUUUGGGAGCUGCUCACUGUUCAUCGGUGCUAUCUCAGGAUGUUCAAGCCAGUGCUGCUCCUGCUGCUCCUGACACUGUCAGGACUCCAAGCCGCCCCCAUCUCACCUCUGAGAGGAUUGCCCAAGGUGUCGUCGACCUUCAGGCUCUCUGAUGGCUCUCAGCAGAACGACAUCCUUGGAAAUCUUCCUGAUGGCUUUCAGCAAGGUACUGAGCCCUCCAAAAGAUUCUUUGACAAUGGCCUGGUGCAGGACCACAUCAGCGAGAUGAACAGGAAGACAGCUUUCGUCCAAAACCUUCUUGGAGAGGGUUUGGGAGAGAUGGAGACAAAACACUGGCGAGCAGAUGAAGUCCCCAUUGACGUUCCAGCACAGAGGAACGGAGGUGGUUGGGUUCGAGUUGAGGAACCCUCCUCUUCUUUUCACCUUCCAGAUGGUUUCAGACAGGGAACUGAACCCUUCAUGUCGAUCUCAGAUGGUUUCAGACAGGGAACCGAACCCUUUAUGUCGAUCCAAGAUGGUUUCAGACAGGGAACCGAACCCUUUAUGUUGAUCCAAGAUGGUUUCAGACAGGGAACAGAACCCUUCAUGUCGAUACCAGAAGGUUUCAGACAGGGAAGCGAACCUUUUAUGCCGAUCCCAGAUGGUUUCAGACAGGGAACUGAACCUUUUAUGUCGAUACCAGAAGGUUUCAGACAGGGAAGCGAACCUUUUUUGCCAAUCCCAGAUGGUUUCAGACAGGGAACAGAACCCUUCAUGUCGAUACCAGAAGGUUUCAGACAGGGAAGCGAACCUUUUAUGCCGAUUCCAGAUGGUUUCAGACAGGGAACUGAACCUUUUAUGUCAAUACCAGAAGGUUUCAGACAGGGAAGCGAACCUUUUUUGCCAAUCCCAGAUGGUUUCAGACAGGGAACAGAACCCUUCAUGUCGAUACCAGAAGGUUUCAGACAGGGAAGCGAACCUUUUAUGCCGAUCCCAGAUGGUUUCAGACAGGGAACUGAACCUUUUAUGUCAAUACCAGAAGGUUUCAGACAGGGAAGCGAACCUUUUUUGCCAAUCCCAGAUGGUUUCAGACAGGGAACAGAACCCUUCAUGCCGAUCCCAGAUGGUUUCAGACAGGGAACUGAACCUUUUAUGUCGAUCCCAGAUGGUUUCGAACAGGGAAGUGGCUUUGGAUGGGAAGCUGAGCCCUUAGCUUCUAUCCCUGGUGGUUUCAGGCAGGGAACAGAACCAUCUCUUCACAUCCCAGACGGCUUUAGGCAGAAGUCAGAACAAACAAAAAACAAAAAGGGACAGGACCUUUCCACCUCCUGGCUUCAAACACAGACAUGUAAAGGAGAGGUCAUUAAUGGAAAGUGCUAUGAGUUCAACCCAACACCACUUGCGUUUAAAGAAGCACAGGAUUUAUGUAAAGCUCAUAACCCACACGCAGAGCUGGCAUCUGUAACAAGUGGCGACCUUCAUUCCCGCCUGGUUUCCAUGGUUACAAAUGGCGGUGACCGCAGCCCACAGCUGACGUGGCUAGGGGCCAGAGUUAAGAACCAGCAGGCCUCAUGGCUCGACGGCUCAGAGAUGAAUUACAGUGACUGGAUGCCGGGUCACCCCAACAUUCACACGGACAAGCCUGUCUGUGUGGAGAUGUUCAAGAUAGAUGAAAGCUGGUGGACGGCCGCUGACUGCGAUCUGAAGAGAGCAUCCAUCUGCUCGUACUCUAUCGUUGUAUAAAAAUCAACAUCUUGUUCUUGACAUUGUUCCAAAACACCAUCACACAGCAAUGCUGAUUAAAACCAUGAAUGCAUCAUA